Molecule: messenger RNA, 744 nt
Organism: Branchiostoma belcheri (Belcher's lancelet)
Lineage: Eukaryota; Metazoa; Chordata; Leptocardii; Amphioxiformes; Branchiostomatidae
Product: stress protein DDR48-like
Exons: 2
Coding region: 1-744 (247 amino acids)
Molecular function (GO): DNA binding; zinc ion binding
Source: RefSeq, a predicted model, not a curated record
AUGGGGAUUCUGAUGUUUGGAGUACUGUUUUUGGUUCUGGAGGGAGUCCAGGGACAGAAUACACAGAGCGGCAACACCACUGGCCCCUGCAAACGUCACUGCUACUGCAGCAAAAAUGACGGCGGUGCAUCCAGAAAAUGCUACAACGGCUGUACCAGAGAACGCCAAAGCAACAACACAACAAGGCAAUGCUGCAACACCGACACCUGCGGCACCUGUAACAAAUGCUACAACGCCAGCACCUGCGGCAGAUGUAACAAAUGCCGCAACGCCAACGCAUAUGGCACCUGUAACAAAUGCUACAACGCCAGCACCUGCGGCACCCGUAACAAAUGCUACAAUGCCAGCACCUGCGGCACCUGUAACAAAUGCUACAACGCCGACGCGUAUGACACCUGGAACAAAUGCUACAACACCGACACACAUGACACCUGGAACAAAUGCUUCAACACCAACACAUAUGGCACCUGUAACAAAUGCUACAACGCCGACACAUAUGGCACCUGUAACAAAUGCCACAACACCUAUGGCACCUGUAACAAAUGCCACAACACAUAUGGCACCUGUAACAAAUGCCACAACACAUAUGGCACCUGUAACAAAUGCUACAACGCCGACACAUAUGGCAUCUGUAACAAAUGCUACAACGCCAACACAUAUGGCAUCUGUAACAAAUGCUACAACGCCAACACAAAUGGCACCUGUAACAAAUGCUACAACGCCGACACGUAUGCCAGCACCUGA